Molecule: messenger RNA, 702 nt
Organism: Magallana angulata
Lineage: Eukaryota; Metazoa; Mollusca; Bivalvia; Ostreida; Ostreidae
Exons: 5
Coding region: 43-618 (191 amino acids)
Source: RefSeq, a predicted model, not a curated record
UAUUUAUACAAUACCAAAAGCAUUCACUAGACAUUCACUAAAAUGACCAUGUUAAAGCCAAGUCACUUGUUUCUCUUUCUUUUUUUCUGUAUCAACAAUACAUCAUUCGGAUUUUCUAAAAUCUACAAGAGGAACAAUGAAAACCCGACCAGUUUGGACCAUAAUAAGCUGACGGGACGUUGGUAUCUGUACAUGGACACUCGCGGAGAAAAGGGGAAAGGGAAUACUUAUGGAGAUAUUGAGAUAAGAAGCAAUGGGGAUCUUCUGGACACCCUCUAUGAAUAUAAUCCAGACAAUGAGGAGUGUAAAUCUUAUGAUAUUAUACUAAGACCACUGAGUUCAGACCCUUCGCCAGAGUCGGCGGUGGAAUUUGAGAUCAUUGUACCGUCUACUACAUUCGUGCUUGGGACACAGAAGAUUGUGUAUCUUAACGAUGACCCUGCUGACGGUUUUGUUAUCAUACAUCAAAACACAAUGGGAGAGGAGACAUAUCUUGUGGCCACGCGAACAAAGAACCCUUCCGACCAACUGACCACCAUAGAGACUGCUUUAUUGAAGCUCAGUUUGGAUCCAAAGAAAUUUACAAAGAAACCAACAAACUUUGGUUGCGAAACAUAGACGAAGCGCAGGGAAGAGACAAACUGAACCGUACCAUCCUGUACUAAGAUUGCAAAAACCCCAAUAAACUCCUCUAGAGCAGAA